AUGGUGGUCUUAUUAAGAGUAUUGCAAUUAGAUAUAUACUCACUUGCAACUCUAAAAAGAGACCUGAAAAGUUUUUCAAAUAAUGUUGCUUUUUUGCAUAAACGACUUCUUACCGAGACAACUUUCUCUAAACCAAAUAAAAAGUCUCAAAAUGUAAAAGUUCAUAUUAACUCAAAUAAAAAUAGUUUACCAUUGAAAAAUAAAGAAAUUAUUGACUCUAUACAAAGCAAAAUGAUUCUAAAGCCAUUGAAAAAUUUAGGUAAAGAACCCAAAAUUUCAAGACCCGAACAAGAACAUGACAAAUUACAUAAAAAUAAGCCCAAAUCUACGAAAGGCUCUCGUAAUAUUAAACUUACGAAAAAGGAUGAAAAUAAACAGAUGAAAAAGGUUACAGACAUUCCAGUGGUUUUAAGUAAAGAACCUAAAAAACAAGAACGUGCAGAGUUGCAAAAAAAGAAAUCCAUGCUUACAGAAGACUCCCGGGAUCUUAAAAAAACUUCAAUAAUUUUAGAAAAAAAUGCCAUUAAAUCUAAAAUGAAUAUUCAAUAUGAGAAUAAGCAAACGCAGACAAAAAAGGUUACUGACAUUCCAGUAGUUUUAAGUAUACCCCAAAAACAAGAACAUACAGAAUUGCAUAAAAAGAAAUCCAUGCUUACAGAAGGCUCGCAGGAUCUUAAAAAACCUUCAAUAAUUAUAGAAGAAAACAUUAAAAUGAAUAUUCAAUCUACAAAGAAAGAUAUGCAAACGCAAACGAAAAAGGUUCAUGCAAUUACUGAUUUGAUGAAAGAAAAUGUCACGGAAUCAGAAUCUAUUAUUUCUCCAGGAAUUGAGAAUCAAACGUCCCAGAGAGCUCGAUUUGAAAUUGGUGAUUAUGUUGAAUUACGAAGAAAUGAUAAAUCUUAUUCAGGAUUAGUCGUCAAGUUGCGCACGGACCCUACAUCAAUGGGAAAGAAUCAUAUUUUAUUAUCAAAUGGUCAUACGAUUGCUCAUCGUGAUGAUGAUGUUGUAUUUAUCGUUCCUAAAUUCGCAUACAUUAAAAAAUUAGGUGACACUCUUCUCACACCAGAAACUCCUAUUCCUUCUAAUUAUGGAAAAAUUGCAGGAGAUUUAUCUAAAUCUGCGUUGAUUCUUUUACAAUCCAAAAUCCUUGAAUUUCGUCAAGUGUACCCACAUUUUGCACCUGCUGAUGAUACAGAAUUAAGAACACUCACAGUUAAUGAUGUGGCUUGCCAUGUAUUUAAAACAACUAAGCCAGAACAUUCACAAACUCUAGCAACGAUCUUGUUUUUAAUAAAAGAAAAUACAUACUUUAUAACUGAUACUAAAAAGUUAAGGGAUAAUGGAACUUUUCGAUUAAGAGCGAAAGUUGAUGUCCAAGCAAUUGCAAAAGUAAUGGAGUGGAUUAGAUUACGGGAUCCAAAACUUGCCGAGUUUCAGUCAAAAGCAAUAACAAUCGUUAAUUAUAAACGUUUAUUAAAUAUUAACGAAAAUGAUUACACAAUUUCCUCUAAUAGAAUCAAAGAAUUACCCAAUUUUACAGAGGAUGACAAAUUGUUCAUUAAUUUUUUCAAAUCCCAUAUUGUAGGCUUUAAUGCAUUUGAUGCUCAAAUAGCUGCUAUACUUAAACCCACUAAAUUAUACGAUUGUGAUCUUGAUAAAGAUUGCGCAAUUAAAUUCUUAAAAGACAUUGGCGUAUGGACACCAUGGGAAAAUUUGAAUGUUUACGAUCCAACAAUUAUGUUGAAUGGCCACGGAGUUUCGCGAAAGGCAGACAGUGAUCAUGAAACAUCAAUAAAAUUGGCUAGUAAUCUAAUGAAAACGAAUCCUUUUGUUUACAAAAAAAAGAAUUCUUCUGAAAAUGGAUCAAAUUUUUCUAAAGUAUCUUUGCUUAAUAAAACAUUGCCAAAUCUUGGACCAAAUGAUUUCUAUCCAUAUGAUAUUUGCGAAGAUAUUCGACAUGAUUUUGGGGAUCUUCCUGUUUAUACAGUAGACGAUCAUACAGCACAUGAACUUGAUGAUGGAAUAUCAAUUGAACGACUUGAUAGUAAUAAAUUCGAGCCUUCCUCAACUUGGGUGCAUAUUCAUAUCGCAGAUCCAUCUUCAGUUAUUCAUCCUUCUCAUCAGUUGUCACAAAUUGCGUUAUCAAGAGUUCAAAGUGUAUAUUUCCCUGAUCGAAAUUAUGCAAUGAUACCUUCCUCUAUGAGUGAAAAAAGAUUUAGUUUAGGUACUGAUGCAGGAAUCAAUGGAAAUUCUGUUAUGUCAUUUAGUGUUCGAAUAGGAGAUGAUGGAAAUAUAUUAGAUUAUAAAGUUCGAACGGGUAUUGUCAGAAACGUGAAAUGUUUAUAUUAUGAUGAUGUAGACACGAUCUUAUCGUGGGAAAACAUUGGAGGUUCAAAAGAAGAAAUCGAGUUUGUUCAUAAACAACUACAUUACCAUCCUAGACCAAUUCCCCCACCAAUAAAUGUGUAUAAAGAGUUACCUGAAUCUUCGAAACGUGACCUUCGGGAAUUGCAGAAAAUUUCAUUCUUGCACAUGAAAAAUCGAAUAAAUGUUGGAGCUAUCAACAUGGGAAUCUCACAACCAGCUAUCCAAAUAUCACCAUUUCCACUUCCAUCUGCAAAUCCCUAUCCUCAAGGGCCAAUUUCAUAUUUAGGAAUUCCUACAAUUCAAGUACAACUUGAUAAGAGUAUGCAUUCUCCUGCUCGUGCAAUGAUUGCAGAAUAUAUGAUCUUGGCUGGUGUUGUUGCAGCAAAAUUUUGUAAAGAACGUAAUAUACCCACAUUAUACAGGAAACAACUUGUUCCUAAUUCGCCAAUAGUGGAAGAGGAAAAAAAAUAUAAGGAUAUGCGGAAUGGUGUUAUUCCAUUAACAUCAGUAGUAAAGAUGCGCCCAUUGAUGGCAGCCGCAGAACUUUCAACAGAAUCUGGACCACAUUGGGCUAUGGGAAUAGCAGAUGGAUAUUCCAAAGUUACAUCACCAUUGCGUAGAUAUUGUGAUAUAUUGGUACAUUGGCAAAUGAAAGCUAAUCUUCUUGGCACAAAGUAUCCAUUUUCUAAAGAAGACCUGGAAAAUAUGACUCAACAUAUUCGAACAAGAGAAAAAGAAAUAAGUAGGACACAAGUACGUAGUGAAAAAUUCUGGAUACUUAGUUUAUUUGAACGCUUUAUGAAAAGUGGAACUAUGCCAGAGUUAACAGCAGUUACAGUUGAUGUUUUGGAGAAAGGUGAUAAAACAGUUUUAUUAAGAGAGUUCGGAAUUCAGGGUAGAUUUUCUGGCUCGGAAGGUGGAGGAAUUGGUGAUAUAAUUAAAGUGAAACCAUUAUUAGUUCAUCCAAAUAAAGUAAAUUUGAACUUGGGACCCGCAUAG
Messenger RNA from Diversispora eburnea, 3366 nucleotides. The record is from the annotation of a GenBank genome assembly. Lineage: Eukaryota; Fungi; Glomeromycota; Glomeromycetes; Diversisporales; Diversisporaceae.